Molecule: messenger RNA, 3005 nt
Organism: Episyrphus balteatus (marmalade hoverfly)
Lineage: Eukaryota; Metazoa; Arthropoda; Insecta; Diptera; Syrphidae
Exons: 12
Coding region: 275-2185 (636 amino acids)
Source: RefSeq, a predicted model, not a curated record
AUUUCGUCCUUUUUUGAAAAAUUGUCUCCCUUCCUGAAUUCCAAUUAAAAUUUACGUAAAUAAUUUGCAAGUUAAAAGUUGACACAAAAAAGAGUGUAUUUCAUUCGAAAAAUUUAAAAUUCGUUUGAAAAAAUAGUGAUUUUUUAUUUAUUUUUUUUUUUUAUGAUUAUUACAACAUAAUAAUAAUAAGAAAAACAACAACAAAAACAAGAGGAGUACCAAACAACGAAGACAACAACAAAAAUAACAUUGCCAGAUCCCAUUAAGGUCGACAAUGUUUGCGAACAACUUUUACAUUCUACUUGGCAUUGUGUGCUGUUUACAGCAACUCAAUGUGAAUGCCUACCCAACAAUAAAUAUCCGUCGACUAUUUGAUUCAGCUAUUGAAGGCAGAUACAAAAAAAGUGAUAUAAAUUUCCCCCAGUCAGAUGAAGAUGUCCUUGAAUUGGAUCACUUGAAACACGACGAACAGCCAACUACGGCCGAUGAAUCCAAUGAAGAAGGUGAUAUCCAUUUCGAAAUUCCAUCCGUCAAUGCUGCGCCAGAAUAUCCAGUUGGCCAAGCAUCAGCAACAGCAGAAGAUACUCCAAUCAAUCCAACAGAUUUAUUACCCGAACUAGAGCAGCAAUUGGAAGAGAUGACAACGGCAAAAACGAGUAUCAUUAAUAACGCUGCUGGACAAAAAGAGGGUGAACAAACUCCCGAAGGCAUAACGCAUCAUCGGCCACCAAUGCUACCCCAUUAUGAUGGUGGUAAGGUUGGUAGUAACCAACAACAACCAAGUUCAACACAAACAGCUUCUGGAACAAACGAAGAAUCAAUUGGGACAGGAGAAGGCAAUGUGAAUUCGCCAAUUUUGACCAAGCCUUUCUAUGGAGCUGCACGUUUAGCUUUCGGCCAAAAUCCAGAAGUUCCAUCGACAACAACCACAACUACCUCUACAACCACAACCGUUCCCACAACAAUAACAUCAUCUCCAACAACAAAUGAAAACAUUCCCGAGUCAAUUAUCACAUCACCGCCAUCGGCGCAAUCAAUUGAAACAUCCGCCAUGCUACCACCAGCAGAUGAUUCCGUUUCCGAUUCUAACAAGGAACAGGUCAAUCCACCGGCAAGCAUCAGUAAAAACAUUGACGACGAACAUAAUUCUAAUCUGUCGCCUUCGUCGUCUACGUCCUCAUCAUCAUCAUCAUCGUCUGUCGUAAAUUCCAAUGAAAAAGAACAAGUUGGUGACACUUUUGUUCCACAAUUGGAAGCCACAAAGCCGGGACCGGAACGUCGUUCAAUGAACGUGAUGCCUUUAAAGACAGCCGAAAAUUUAUUAAAACACAAAGAUGGACAGUAUUCGUCGUUUGAUAUGGCGCAGUAUGUAUUUUGGACUGGUGAUGAGGCUGGAGUAGCAAGGGCUGUUGAGGAAUUCAUUGAACAAGGUUUGAUGUCCAGAGAAAAUGCUAUCAAAUUUUUGCGUGACAUACGUUUAGGGAUCGAGUACUUGCAAAGCUCUUAUGCCAAUCGUGUAUUCCCUGACCAAUUAAGGGACAAUUUUAUUAAGAAACACUCUCACAAUCCAAUGCCAACUGAGGUUCCAGCUAUGACAACUUCAACUACCACUACAACCACCACAACGACAGCCCCAGAAACAACCAGAAGACCAUUACCAUUGACUACUGAACGAACGAGGUCCUUCGUUUCAAGGGAAUAUCCUGCUGCAGCAGGUAGUGGCCACCAUCAGAUGGCUUUGAAUCAUCAACAAUAUUUGGAGAAGACAAUUGAAAGUAUGCCAUCACGUAUGCGAUUUCAAGAUGUUAACAAUGUUCACCAUCAUGAAAGAGAACGUUCCGAACAUGAUGAAGCAGCUGGUCGUGCCAAGAUAGCGAAAUUCCUUUACACAGAAUUCUCCUUGGAGGAAGUAAUUUAUCAAUUGGGCAAGGUAAUGUUCUCAGAAUCACUAUCCCAUGGUUCGGAUCAAGCUCAACAGGAACUUCAGCGAUUAACUGACUUCUUGGAAGAGGAAGGCAAACAAGGAAUGAUAUCUCCCGAACUGCAGAAGAAAGUCUUAGAUGUUCUACUACAAGCAUUAUCUGAUACCUUGGUUGAGCAUCCUGAACUAUUGGCGGCAGCACGAGCUAAUCUUGGUAGUUCAUUCGAUAAACUUCCAAAUAAUUCUUUAGAAUCAAAGAACUAAACAAAAACAAAAAAAUAUUCAUUUUAUCUAUCCUUUAAUCUCAAAUAAAUAAAAAAUUAAUAGCAACUAACAUCUAAAUUUAAACUCUUAAGGCUAAAAUAUACAUAAAAAAAAUAAAUUAAAAUAUAAAAAUGUAUCAGAGUAUCAAAAAAACAAACAGAAAUAUUAUUAUAGACUAAGGAGAUAUCCAAAAAUGCGAUAAUUUUAUCAAAAAAAAAAUAUAAACAAUUUUGAAAUAGUAUUUACCUAAUAAAUAAAUUAUUAUAAAUUAAAAAAAAAUAUAUAUACAUACAUAUAUUUAAGAUAAUUUACACAAAAACAAAAUUAAAUUAGAAUGAUUUUAUAAACAAAUUAAAAAUAAAUACUCGUGAUCGUAACGUAUAUACAUAUUUAUGUAUAUAUAAUAUUAUUAUACUAUAAAAAAAUAUAUUUAAAUAAAAUUUAAUACCAUUGGCAUUAUAGUAACAUUUUCGAAUACAUAUAAAUAUAAAUACAUAUAUAAAAUAUUAUAUAAAUGUUUACCUUGCAAUAAUAUUUGUUUGUUUAUUAUUUGGAAUGGUAACAGAAAAUGAAAAGUAAAAUAAAAUAAAACAAUGAAAAUGAAUGGCUUUAUGUAUAACCCCGUGUUUUUAUAUAACUUUUAUGACAAUUAAAAAAUUAUAUACGUAUAUCAUUAUUUUAGUUUGUUUUAAAAGAUUUGUUUUUAACUUAGUGCAAUUUAUUUAUUAUUGAAGCCAUGAGAAAUUAAUGAAAAAUAUAACAAUAAGCAAAAAUGAAUGUACAUGAAAUCACUGUGAAAUAAAAAUUAGAUUUUAGGUAA